UCAAGUUGCUAGAAAAGUGAAUGUUUUUUCACGAUUUCGCGUCUUUUUGUUUCGUUAAGCAUUCAAUAUGUUCGAAGACAGUGCUUAAAACAUCUACUCUGACAUGUAGCCUGUCCUGUAAAUUAUAAUAUACGCACAUACCUUCUAUUGUGUCGGCAUUGUAGGUUAUAAAGUGUACCUAUUUCGUUGUUUAGUAUCGUCAUCAUUUCAUUGGUUCAGCCGGACCUAUAUUUAGAUUGUUAUAACUCUGUAACGAAGCCUAUGUUUCGAGUGUUAAUUAGAAUUUACGUUGAUUAACGUGUCGAAGUGACUCGCCGGUGAAAAUGGGUCUAAUAAUUUCCAGAUUUCGACGCAAAAAAACGACAACAGAAAUUCUAGAAAAACUCGAAACCAACAUAAAACGAAUCGAGCAAGAUGGUCAGAGCAAGGAGCAGAAACACAAACGGGUCAUCGGCUACGUGAUGGCGUACUCUGUGGGCCUCUACGUGUUGUUCGCGAUCUUGUAUUACUUCAUGUAUGUGGGGAAGAGCCAGCACUGGUUGAGUUCGGUGUUGCAUGCUUCGCCGCUACUGGUGUUGCCAGUUGUUGUGAUCUUCCUACGCACCGCGAUAUCGUGGUACUACAACUGGACCAUCAGCAAGAACAGGAUAAAGCUGAACAAAAUGAAAGAAGAGAAGAAGAAGAUACUCGAAGAGGUUAUGAACACUGAAACGUACAAGGUAGCGAAAGAGAUCCUGGACAAGUACGGGAGCCCUGAAGACCAAUCCAAAGCUCUGAAGCCGUUCACGCCCUCAGUCAACGUGCCUGGUAACAGCGGUAACCCUAGCACCCCCCAAGCGACACCCGGUCAGCUGAGACAGCGACAGCUCGCGUUGACAUCGACCCCCAUCAACCAGAAUAGAGAGCUGAUGCCCAUGAAUAAUAUAGGGUCGACUUUCAAGGGUCCUAGGUUGAGGUCUGAUCAACUGCCUCGUCCGCUGUUGGACAAGAACCGCUCUGCCCUGGACAAAGUGGUGGACUACUUGUUAAAGGACGGGCCCAACCACCGCAUGGCUCUCAUUUGCAACGAGUGCUCUUCUCAUAAUGGAAUGGCAAUGGUAGAGGAGUUCGACUACGUCUCAUACGUGUGUGCGUACUGCGGGCGCCUCAACCCAGCCCGCAAGCAGCGUCCGGCCGCCCCGUUACUGUCUUCACCGCGAGCGCUGCCAGACAUACCACGCCGAAUGGGCGCUGACGACUCUUCCAUAUCAAGUUCCAGUGAUAGCGACGAUGACAAGAAAGUCAAGAUAUCUGAAAUUGGAAGUUCAGAAGCUGAAUCGGAUCGGCCCCCCUCCUCGUUGGAAGGGACUCCGAAAUCCGCCGCCGAAAAGAAAAAAGACUGAAGGAACGUAACCUGUUCCUUAUAAUCUUUUCUACAUAUAAAGAGCGCGAAAAUUUACGAAAAAUAUUGAACGGAAAAUAUGUUUUCCUACUAGAGAAUUUCAAUUGAUAAAGACACUGACAGUUUAUAAACUAGUCCGACAGGUGGUGUUUUGAACCUUUUAACCAUUUCUUAAAAUUAGAUUUUAAUAGGUAGUAUAAAUGUUCUUAAAGUUAAAAUAUGUUUGCAAAUGACACGGCAGGCCUUUAUCCUGUGGAAACAAACAAAAACGGUUCAAAUGUGAGCACUAAUCGGUUAAAAUUCAAAGAUAAAAGGUAAAAAAGGUAAAUACUGUUUGUUUUGUGUGCGAGCAUUAGGUACUUGUGAAAUUGUGAGACAUUUUAUUUGAAAGAGAUACUAUCAAUUUGGUUCAAUGUGAGGAAAGUUUAUAUGAAAACAGUGUUCAAGACAAUGGAAACUUUCGCAGGAUUUAAUUAAAGUAAAUAAAAUUAUCUUAUGAAGUACGUUACCUCACAUGAUUGCAUGUUUUUUUAACAUUUAUAUUGGGCUCUCUCGUAGAGAAUUAUUAUAAAAUUCAUAUUAAAUCGCAAAAUAAAGUGCCUAAAUGACAUCCGCGCCAAAUGUGGCCUCGACAGCUGUCAAAAUUAUUUUAUACAUCGUAAUUUUAUGCUUCCAGCCAGUGAUUUAAAAUUUACAUGUAAUUGUUUUAUGUUUUUCUUCUAUUUUGGUUUAUGAACAGAAGUGGGUAAACGUUUAAAAUGCUACUUUUAUAAAGACCCAGAGCAGUCGGUCUUUUUCAUGAAUUAUUUCUUUGUAAAAUUGGAAUGAAAAUUAUGUUUUUAUUAUUAUUUAGUUUUGACAUGAGGCUCUCGACAAAUAUUCGUGCCUUGAUGAAAUUGUUCGUUUAGUAGUCAAUUACAUGCAAUAAUUACAUAACUACAAGUAAAAAUUUGCUAGUAUUAAGUUUUUGGAGUUCCAUUUCGACAUUUAGUUCUGAAUAAAUUUGUUGCCAACUUUUCAAAUUAUUUAGUUUUUGGUUUAUCGCUAUUUUAGGUAAAAAACUUAAUGGAAAAGUUUCUACAAAAUAUGGUUAACAUUAAGUAUGGAUUACAUUUUCUGUUAAGUUUUUCCUAUAGUUUAAUAUUUAACUCUAUACGAACGAAUAUUUAUUCUUAUUUAAUUUUCGUCAUUUAUUAAGUUAUUUUGAAUCUUCAUAGUCUCUAGUUUAAGCUGGUUUAAAUAAUUUAUUUUAAACAUAAUUUAAUUUUAAAUAGAGUUUAUUUGGGCCCGCUACUUAAAUGAGUUUGGGGUUAUAAUUGGCUUCAGAAUAGCGUCUUUUUUAUCAACAUUACAGUGAUUCCUUUAUACUAAAAGUGGAGCAACCAUUAAAAAUUCUAAAUUAGUCUUUAAAAAACGAUAUAUUUUGAUGGUCCUAAUGUCGUAAUUCUUUAUUAUUUUGAAUGUAAAUCUUUCGUUAACUUCUCUAUAUUGCGAGGAGUAUUGUUUUAUUACCACACUUUGUGGAAUUUAAUAGCAAUGGCAGCAUUAAAAUUUAAAACUAGCUAUAACCCCAAACAAUUUAACAUAUGUACUAACAUUUCCCGUAACUACCUGCAUUUUAUCUCGGUCGACUAACAUAACAUUAGAAAUUUAGUAAUAUUAUUUUAUUUUUAAAGCUAUGUUUGUCUAUUUAAAAACAAAAUGAAAUGACAUCCAUAGGUAAUAUGGUUUUCUCUCUCUUCGUUGCGAUGUUCGACAUUAUAUGAUUUUAUUACCUGAUUUUCUUGAGCUAGCAUAUCUUAUAUCUUUAGGUAGCAUGAAAUUGACCAUUCAGCCACAUUUUAGCAUUCGAAAAUGUAGCUUUCAAAAUAAAAUAAAAAUUACUUUUAAAAUAUACUCAAACGCUUUUUCUAGUCACAUUUACUUGGUGAUCCGAAAAUUGCAUUUAAUAACCAAAUGCAUUGCCCACGUUAUCACAAAUGUCAUUAAUUAUUUAUUAACAUUAAUUAAACAUCUGUUUCGGAUCACCAGCCAUUUAAAGACAACACCUAUAUUUUUUUAACAAAAGGUUAAAACAUUUGAACCUUUUUUUAAAAUUGUCCGAAUCAUGAGCAAAAUAUAUUUUUAAUUGUAUUCCCAGACAUUCCCUGUUUUUUGUAGUUUAGUGUUUGUACAAGCCCGACACAGCCAAAAUGUUUUGUAGAAUAAACCAUUUCCAUAUGAACAAUUUACGUACAGGUAAACCUACGCAACGAUUGAUGAGUGAACGUAUAAUAUAUUCAUCCAUUCGUUCAUGCAUGACAGGCGAAUCUUUUUAAUUUAUUCAAGAUCAUUUCAUUCGCGUCAAGAACACCAACUAUUUUUUUACCACAUGGUGGCACACCAAAUUCCAGCUAUUAUAGUCUGUCAAGCCGUUUCCGAAAUAGAAAAAAGCGGCAAAUAAAAAAAGCGCGAAUGCCUUUUUUUUCUAGGACCAUAAAUUUUUUGUAGCCUAGCCAGUUUUCGUGGUUUACCUGUACUAGUAAUAAAUACAUGGUUGAAACUGUGGUAGUGGUAUCCUAGUGUUCAAUAAUGAGGUUUUACUAAGGAAUGAAUCUUCAUUGUGUGUAAAUAAUGGAGUCAAGUGAAUAGUGUUGUUGAAUUUGUUAUUUAUGCUUGUAUUCAUUAGGUAUUUUAUAUUGAACUAAUAUACAAGUACCCAGUU
Messenger RNA from Leguminivora glycinivorella, 4085 nucleotides. RefSeq names its product endoplasmic reticulum junction formation protein lunapark-B (gene Lnpk). Lineage: Eukaryota; Metazoa; Arthropoda; Insecta; Lepidoptera; Tortricidae. Gene Ontology annotation, biological process: endoplasmic reticulum tubular network organization. The record is from RefSeq and is a predicted model, not a curated record. Bases 324 to 1382 code for a protein of 352 amino acids. Gene Ontology annotation, cellular component: endoplasmic reticulum tubular network. The transcript is spliced from 9 exons.